AUGAGAAAUGAGACCGGGCCGUUUUCCAGUCGGUGCCCUUUGCUAUUAAACCAGGAAAUCCCUACAAUUACAGGGGGCCAAAAGAGCCAGAAAACCAGGGGGACUAUUCGGAGAGGUUUGCCCCGGAAACAGCACUCACACAGCGGGCUUUCUGCAGGAGGAUCGGUCGGUGCAUGUAUCUCUGAGUGUGUGUGAGUGUGUGUAUGUGUGUGUGUGUGUGUGUGUUUACAAGUGUUUGAACCAGUGCCACAAACGAGGGAAGGAUAAAUUCGAGGAAGGAAGGAGGGAUGGUGGACAACUCGAGCAGCAGUAAGGCACAGAUGCCCAGCAUGUCUCAGGACGCCUCAGGAGGAGUGGGCUUCCCUCAGAGCGGCUCCUCGGGGGGCAUGAAGCUGGAGGCCGUGAUGGAGCAGCUCCAACGCCAACAACACGCCCGUCUAGAGAUGGAGAGGAAGGAGAGGAAACUUCGUGAAGCUCACAUCAUGUACGCUCAGCAAGUGGCCGCUCAGCAGGCAAUCCUGACGGCAGCAAGAGCGUCUGGAGCGGCCAAUUUCAUGGGAAAAACCCUCGGUGUUCCUGGGGUAAUGUUGCCUCCUCGAGUGUCCAAUCAGAGCAGCGUCGACUCGGAAAGAGAGGAUGAUGAAGAUCGAGGAGGGGAGGAGGAUGAGGAUGAUGAUAAUGAGAUGAUGGAGGGAGAUGAAGGCAGUGAGGAAGAGGAAGGGAGUGCGAGUGGUUUGGAGUUUCUCAGAAAGCAGACCCUCGCCUUGCAGCAAAACGCCUCCAGAAUCCCUCCUCGUCCGUUUGGUAGUUAUUCGGCGUCCGCCCCUCAGAGAUCUGCCUCUCCACCAAUCAGAGUGAAGCAGGAACCAGAUGAGGGUCUUUCUCCAGCGGGACCCCAAUCUGCAACUUCCCCCAACGGACAGGCCGACUGGGGCUUCGACGAUCAAUUCAGACAGAAUGGAAGUGCAGGCUGGAACGAUGAGGCCGACAGCAACCGAGGAAGAGGAGAAGCCUCCAGAGACUUCGCCAAGCUGUAUGAACUGGAUCCAGACCCCAAGAGGAAGGAGUUUUUGGACGACCUCUUCACCUUCAUGCAGAAAAGAGGAACCCCGGUCAAUCGCAUCCCAAUUAUGGCCAAGCAGGUCCUGGAUCUGUACAUGUUGUACAAGCUGGUGACGGAGAAGGGAGGCCUGGUGGAGGUGAUCAACAAGAAGAUCUGGAGGGAAAUCACAAAGGGCCUCAACCUGCCGACCUCCAUCACCAGCGCUGCUUUCACCCUGCGCACACAGUACAUGAAGUACUUGUACCCGUUUGAGUGUGAGAGGAAGGGUCUCAGUUCUCCAGGUGAGCUUCAGGCUGCCAUCGACAGCAACAGACGUGAAGGCCGGCGUCCGAGUUACAGCAGCAGCCUCUUCCGCUUCUCCCCCUCCCCGAGCACCGCGCCGCACAUCCUCUCUCCUCCCAAGAUGCACCUGGGCAGCCUGGCCGCGCUCAACGGCAUGCACGUCUCCCCGGGACAUGCUAUGAAGAAAGAGGACCACCUGCCCCCCUCCAUGCUGGCGGGCCGCCCCUCCAUGGCUCUGGCCCUCGGGCACCAUCAGGUCUCCGGCCUGGCGAGAGCCGCCACUCUGGAGCAGCUGCGGGAGAAGCUGGAGCCGGGCGGGGGGGAGGGUCCGGAGAGGAAGAUGGCCCGGCGCAUGGCGGAGGAGCAGCAGCGCCUCAUGCAGCAGGCCUUCCAACACAACCUGCUGGCCAUGGCCUCUCAGAUGCCCCUCAACCUGCGCCUGGGAAACCCCAACAUCACAGCCAGAGAAGAGAAGCAGCAGGACAUGUCUCUGAGCAUCUCGACCAAUGGGAACGCCAGCAUCACCGUCUCAGUGGAAGUCAAUGGCACAAUCUACUCAGGAACCCUGUUUGCCCAGAAGUCCGGUUUGACCCCCCCGAUGUCAGCCCCCCCGGCCGGCCCCAGCAGCAGCAGCUUCUCCAUCCCUCAGACCCUAAGCCCCGCCUCCUCCUCCUCCUCUAAGGGUCCUAGCUCCGCCGAAGCCCCCCCAAACGGGUCGCCAUAACUCCCGCCUGCAAGAAAAUUCAGUAAAAUGAGAAAAAACCGCUACGAAAAAACAAACUGUUGCACAACAAAUACCUCAUCAACCUGUCCACCUCUUGGCUGUCCAAUCAGGAACACAGAAGCCAGAUUACGUUAUUAUGACAGCUAACACACACAGCUAUGCAUCUUACACAUACACGCACUACACUACAAACACACACACACACACACACACACACACGCUAAUCCUACAUGCUAAACACAAUCAGCUCAGCCAAAACCCACUGACAGGUGUCGUCACAACUGAACUUGAAAAGUUUUAUCUUAGGAACGAUUUUUGUUUUGUUGCCAUGUUGUCGUCUUUUUUUUUUUGAUUUUGUGUUUUUAGAAUGAUUUUGUUUUUAAGUUUUCUCUUUUUACAUACCUCAAAUCAAGUAACCUGCAGUGGUGUCUUUACCUCAGGAGCUGUAGUAUAUUUAACCUGAAUCAACUUUAUUUUUGUAUUGUUUUUGAACCGAGUUGCAAUCAGGGGAAGUCGGGUAAACUCUCACUGUGACCUCCAAACACCUCACACUGUUGCUGUGGAUCAGCACCAUAGAAACCUUCAUAGCCUCAGAUCACAUCACUCAGGGUUCACCGGACUCACUCGCAGUGGAUCUCUGAAUCCACCUGAAUUCAGUUUACUGCUUUACAAACUGUCUCGCAACAUGUAGCGCACAAAUGUGGGGGAACAUCAACUCAAACACAGCAGAGCGAACGUCUCCACCUUCUCCUGCUUGUGUUGCAUAACAAAAUCAGGUGUGUUCCCCCCCCCCCCCCCCCCCCCCCCCC
Messenger RNA from Trematomus bernacchii (emerald rockcod), 2878 nucleotides. Its product is annotated as AT-rich interactive domain-containing protein 3B-like. Gene Ontology annotation, molecular function: DNA binding. NCBI's taxonomy places the organism in Eukaryota, Metazoa, Chordata, Actinopteri, Perciformes, Nototheniidae. The transcript is spliced from 9 exons. Gene Ontology annotation, biological process: regulation of transcription by RNA polymerase II. Gene Ontology annotation, cellular component: nucleus. The record is from RefSeq and is a predicted model, not a curated record. The coding region runs from base 288 to 2069 and encodes 593 amino acids.